ACAGACUUUAUUUGGCGGAGGAGUGCCUUGCCUUUUAGAGGAAAAAAGUACUGGAAUGGUGUCUCAGUCACACAUCCCUUUUACGACACAAGACUUUAUAAAAAGCAGCUUACAAAUACCAAGGACCUGGAGGUCGACGAUGAGCCAUAUAUUGUACUACCUCCGGAUAACACGAUCAACACGAAAGAGGAAGCGUUUAAACUUGAUGAGGGAGGAGCGACAACGGCCGAGACAACAACACCUUCAACAAUACCUCCAACAACCACAACAACGCAGACAACGCAGACAACGAUUACUACUGUUACUACACCUACCACACCACUGACAACACCCACGACACUUCCCCCCAUCACUACCAUUACUACACCCCCUACCACUCCAACAACUCCUCCGACCACGCCCACACCUCCGCCAACUACAAAACCGACGGAGAAGGUGCAGGUGAUAGCUAUACACGCUGGAACGCCACCUACAAAAAGGGCGUUUCCGACCGCAGCCAACAUUAACCUCAACUUAGAAAUUGGCGAUAACGGUGAUGCUAGUCAACCUGAGCAACACGAAAGCGUCCCAGUGACUCCCACGGCUCAGAGCAUUUACACUAUCAAUCAACAAGAGCAAUCUGCAGAGCAGCCUACUCCGCAAGUAAUAAUAGCACCAAUGCCGGGGGGAAUGGGUGCUUCUCAAAAUCAACAGCCUCAAAUUAUAAUGGCACAACCGGCUCAGACACCACCACAACAGCCGCAAGUUGUGUACGCUCCCCAGCCGCCUGCCCAACAACAGCCGCAGUAUGUUAUAGCACCACAGCAACCAGAACAACCUCAACCAGAAUACGUUAUGCAAGUACCACAGGCGGCCCAACCACCACCACCACCGCAACCAAUUAUCAUUGCUGCACCAACACCACCCCAGCUCCUGUGCUCUACCAACAGCCGGUCAUUCAACCUGUUCAACAGCCUGCUCCAAUUUCUACCUCUCCAAUGUAUCUUCAACAAGCGCCUCCUCCACGAGCAGUCAUAGCCGCACCACAAACACCGAUGUAUGGUCAGCCAAACGUGGCUGCUCCUCAAGUAAGCAUUUCUGCGUCACCGCCAGCCUCAAUUACAGUGAAUUCCCCUGGAGUUCAGUCACCCAUAGGAGGCCUAAACAAUAUGCUUAUGCCUGCGUCUUACAUGGGAAUGCCUCCAGCGAAUCCGUUUCUCAUGGGAAGUCAAAUGGGAAUGAACGGCCUUCAAAUGCCUCUCUUUCAAAACCCGCAAUUAUCUUUAAGUCAAGGGUGGCCUUCGCCACUGGGUCAGCUUCCCCAACAAUUCCCUUCAUCGCCUCUUUUGUCGUCUUUACCUCAAGGAUAUGAUCCUUUACUUUACAGCGGUCUGAUCGGAAUGUUUGCAAAUGCAAUUCGUUCGUCCAUGAUCCAGCCUCAACCAAACGUCCUGGCGUCAGCCUUGGCCCUUGCGGCAAGUCAAGCUCAGGCACGCAAUCAGCCCGCUGAUCUUCUCACCGCUGCUCUAACCCAGGCCUUGGCUCAAAACUUACAACAGGGUAUUCAACCAAUCAGCAAUGCUAAAUUGGUGCAGGCAUUGUCGCAAGCCCUGUCUCAAGGUCAGCCUGCAAUGCGACAGAAUUCGAACGUUCCAGGCUACCCUCCACAACCGCCUCCACCAAACCAACAGCAACCACCACCACCACCUCCACCCAACCAACAACAACCACCACCACCACUACCACCACGACCAGGACCGACUCCUUAUCCUCAAAUAAAAAUUCCUCCUUAUCAAGUUGUUCCUAAUACGGACCAACCACAGUGGCCCCCUUAUCGAGACACUAGGUCCGAUGCCGCAAAUAAUAACUACUCAGUAAACAAGGUUGGUAAAGCACUUGCAAGUGCCCUGAUCAAAGCAGCAAGGAAGAUAGCUAGUCGAAAUCCGUCUGUUACAAAAACAAGUCACAGAGACGCACGUUACAGACACCGAAAUCGGGAAAGAGAACGCUCAUUUGUUCCUUUACAACAUUCGCGUUUAAAUUCAAAGACAAUGAACCCCGUAAAAACGCAAUUAGCUGACAAGGACAUGAAGACAAUUUUUGCCAUGUUUCGUCCAUUUUGGAAAAAUAUAGCAAAGCGUUGUAAUCUUAGAGGGUGUCUUUUGUUGCAAAGAUGUUCUAGCUAG
This is a messenger RNA of Porites lobata, 2165 nucleotides long. The record is from the annotation of a GenBank genome assembly. Lineage: Eukaryota; Metazoa; Cnidaria; Anthozoa; Scleractinia; Poritidae.